Symbiodinium sp. CCMP2456 is the source of this 927-nucleotide messenger RNA. The record is from the annotation of a GenBank genome assembly. Lineage: Eukaryota; Dinophyceae; Suessiales; Symbiodiniaceae.
AUGCGCCUGCUUAGACCAGGCCGCAGCUGCAAAGGUGCCUUGCUAGCAACGGCCGGAGCCAUCUUGCUUUCGUCUUCCGACGAACGCCUUCUGCGCUUGACCGACACCAGAGAUGCUAUGGCUUUGACGUGCCCUCCGAUGGCACAGGAACAUGCAGUUCCUUCCGUGCUAGGCCGUGGAAGAGGUAUGGAAACAUUUUUUGACUCCAAGUCUACCCCAAGGCAAUUUCGCACCCGCUCCACACCUUGCAGAGCUCAGGCUGAGCCAGUUUGGUCUACCGCAAGGCCUCGAGCGCGUUUGGCCCGCUCCACAGCCGGAAUUCUGCUCGGACUUUGCAUCGGGUUUGCUGCAGCUUCCAGUGCGAAGGCCGCUGCCGUUGCAGCCAGGCCUCACCUUGGGAUUCGCCUGGCGACCAAGAUGAAGACUUGUUUUUCUAUCCCCGACUGGGCCAUCCUCAUGAUGAUCUCAGCCUUGCCACUAGUGGAACUUCGUGGAGGGGUUCCAGUCGGUCUUUGGAUGGGAUUGGCCGUGCCGCAGGUGAUGUUGCUGUGUAUUGUGGGCAACAUGAUUCCAAUCCCGCUGAUACUGGCAGCGCUCAGGAUUGAGCAGAUGAAGCAGUUGCUGUCUCCGCUGCUAAAACGCGCAGCGCAGAAGACAGAGCCAAUCGGAGCCCAUGACCGAUGGGUUGGUGUCGCAGCGUUCGUCGGUGUCCCUUUGCCUGGGACGGGAGCCUGGACCGGCGCCAUGGUGGCCUACCUGCUAGGGAUGGACCUCUGGGAGGCUAUCACGUCAGUCCUAGCUGGAGUCGUCGUGGCUGCUUGCAUCAUGGCGUCGCUAACCCUGGCCGGCUGGUUUGGCUGUGCUUUCGUCGUGAUGCUUGGAAUUGUUGCCUUGGCCAGCAGAUGGCUGCAGAUGCGGAAGUCGUGA